Messenger RNA from Penicillium nucicola, 3411 nucleotides. Its product is annotated as putative nuclear pore complex subunit Nup85. Gene Ontology annotation, cellular component: nuclear pore outer ring. Gene Ontology annotation, biological process: positive regulation of DNA-templated transcription; mRNA export from nucleus; protein import into nucleus. NCBI's taxonomy places the organism in Eukaryota, Fungi, Ascomycota, Eurotiomycetes, Eurotiales, Aspergillaceae. Gene Ontology annotation, molecular function: structural constituent of nuclear pore. The coding region runs from base 1 to 3411 and encodes 1136 amino acids. The record is from RefSeq and is a predicted model, not a curated record. The transcript is spliced from 2 exons.
AUGUCCUUCCAGGUACCCUACGAAUCUAGUCCCCCAGAGACCCCAGAGAGAGAUCGCUCUCGCAGCUUAUGGAGUAACGGGUCGACAACUCCUGCUGGUCCGCCGCCGUCGAGCACAAAGUCAUUCACACCGCAAGGGCAGCCAACAGCGACGGAAGGUGGCUCGCGUAUGGCAUUUUCACGAAAUGAGCAUUCUUUCUCCACGAACAAAUUCAACAAUUCGGUUUUCACCAAAUCCGGAAACAUCAAUACAAAUGACAGCAUUUUCGGCUCCUCGUUUGGCUCGACCGAUUUUCCUAUGCCCCGUAACCAGCCCUCGACUAAACCAACAACCGCGUCGAAUCUUCGCUUUAGUGUCGCAUCCAAUGGAACCGCAUCUGGCGACUUCAUGAACUUUGGUCACUCAAAUGGAUUUGCGUCGUCGCAGAUGAGCGAUUACCAGGAGGAGAACCAAGAAAUGGAACCCGAAGAGCUGGAGGAAGAGGAGGAAGAGGUCGAGGAAGCGGAGGAGGAAAUGGACUUGACUUCUCAAGCUCCGCCAAAGCCUUUUAGCUUCACUUCGAUGUUUGGAAACCCGCAACCUGCUCCCGCUCCUGCUCCCGCCCAGCGCAAACCCAUCUACUCGAAUCCUAGCGAUGCCAAGCGGCCAAAGCUCGACGAACACUGGACAAAUCAGUCGCCCCGAAAGGCUAAGCUUUCCCCGAAGAAGGCGUCCGCCAUGCCAUCUAUUCUGCACAACCUAGCUUCCCGGACCCGCAUGCCCGCCGUGGAAGAACCGAGCGACAUGAUUCUCGCCACGGAGGAUAUCCUUGGCAAACUUGCCGAUGAGAUGAAGGCUGCGGAAGAAAGACAUGUGGAUUUCGAUGCCGUGUUGGCUGAUAUAUCGCAAGAAUUGGCAGCAACAUGGCAGGCGUCUGCUGACCACAGCGGAAUUAGUCGGCCAUACAAUGCGCAAUCCGGCAUUGGACCCGGAGAUCAGGCUCCCAAUCUGGUCAAAGCAAGCUUCAUUGCCUCGUUGCUACUUCAAAUCAACCAGCCUGCACGUCAAUCCCCCUCCAACAUGGGUUUAGGCAUGGUGCAGGCUUUGGCCCGAUCCAGCAACCCCAAGCCUUACCCCCAGAUUCUGCUUGAGUGGCUUAAUGAGAACCACGCGCCUCAAACGAAGGGUCUGCAGGAAUUGAGAUAUGUGGAACCAAACCCGACUGCCUCGUCCAACUUCUGGGAUAUCAUUACUGCAUCAGUGCUGCGAGGUCACUUGGACGAAGCGGCCAAGGUUCUUCGCUCUGCGGAUUUCAACUAUGCCCGCUCAGCCUUGGAGGACGGACUACAACAGCCUGGGUACCGUGGCGCGCAGCUGCAAAACAUCCAGCGCGAGGUCAACAGAGCCCUUCUGAUCCUUGAUUCCUGCCCUGGAUCAAAAUUGGACAACUGGAACGUCGAUGGCGCGGAGUGGUCUGCGUACCGGAGACGAGUUGUGACAUCUAUCACUGAGCUGGAAGAAUUCGCAGAGGGUGAGGAGAAAGACGAAUCCAUUGUUCCAGUUCCGGAUAACCGAUUCCAGGCAAUCAACUUUGGAUUAAACAACUUGAACCAGAAACCAAUGUCAUUCACUCAAUCUGCUCGCAUGGCCGAGAGCCGUAUCCCCUGGUCUAUCUACCAGAGCUUGAGAUCCAUCUACCGAAUCCUUCUCGGCGACCCCGCAGCCAUCAAGGCUCAUUCUCAGGACUGGGUGGAGGCAACCAUCGCAUUGACGGCUUGGUGGGAUGGCGAGGACGAUGACGGCGCAGACAUGGAAUAUGAUGCUGGUUUAUUCGGCGGCGAUUUCUUGCGCUCGCGUGGACCCAGGGUUAAGCAGACCCGUGCGGUCACUAUCAACUACCGGGAAGCCUACAUCAGCCGUCUCGCAUUAGCUUCAAGCAACGUCACGAGCGAGUCCGGCAGCCGAUUCCAGCCCAACUCUCUGAGCAGUGUGGAAGUUGGUCUUGCGUCUGUCUUCGAGGGCAAUGUGCAGGGCGUGCUGGAGUUAAUCCAGAGAUGGUCACUUUGCAUUGCUGCUACAGUUGCGGAAAUCGCCAGCCAAGGACUCUGGUUUGAGUCGAGUCAGGGACAACGGAGGUUCCCUGGUUUGUCAGAGAAUGACUUGAUGGUUCUCUCGUACGGUCAAGAUAACAAGGCUCCAUCUCGCCAUCUUCGCAAGGACGAUAUCCUCCGCGACUAUGCUUUUGGAUUAUAUGAAAUUCCUGUCAUUCAGAAUGAGACUAGCAGCCGUGAAGGAUGGGAGUUGGGUCUUGAGGUGUUAAGCCGACUCAACGAUACCAACCAGAUGAAGAAGGCCGUCUCUGAAAUUGUUGAUAAACUUCCGUUGGAGAACUCUGAUCAGUUGGACAAAUUAGUAGUUCUCUGCUCGGAUCUUGACUUGGAGGACCAGGGACGCAGAGUCUCCGAGCGAUUCGGCGACAUGCUGACUUCCAAGUCAGAGAACUUUGGUCUUGCUCUUGUGUGCUACGCUCGUGCUCAGAGCCGCCGCAAGGUCAAGUCAGUCGUCGAUCUUUUGAUUUCAUACAGUUUGGUCCAAUCGCGCGCAUACCCUGCCACGGCCGACCUCGACUCAUACCUCCUAUCCAUGAUGAAAGAACCCAAGGCAUGCUUGUCCUCGAUUGCCGAGAUCGACGAGGAAGCGGCCCGCAUUCUCCAGUUCUACCUCAGCGGCUACGCAACCCUGCGCCGGUUCUACGAGAUCCGUGACGAGGAAUCCGAAUUGAAAGAAGGCGAGCGACCACGCUACAAGCCCCUAGCUCGCCGCCGCGCCGCCGCGCAAGCCCUCGCCGCCGUCAUCGGCAGUGCAGCCGAUAAUAUCUACGGAGGACUCUACGACCCAGACCGCGACUCCGCCGUCCAAGUCGACGGAUUACUAGCACUCCUCGGCGAAGCCCUAGUAUUCGUGAGCCAACCAACCCCGGUCCUCACAGUCUCCCAACAAUUCACCAUCCUCUCCGCCAUCGAAGACCUGGAAACCGUCACCCCCCGCGUCUACGCUCAAUGCGAAGAAUGUUUCCGCUCCACCCUCCUCGCCACCACCACCUCCGACCCGUCCUGCGCUCCCCCCUCCCCGCGCGCGCUCUUCAAAAAAUCAAUCACGAAUUUCAACGCCUCGACCUUCUCCCUGAUGGGCAAUGGCAUGCUCGAGUCAGCGCGCACCCGCUCAGGCUCGGGCUCCGCUUCCGGGCCCGCUUCCAUGAGCGGGUCGGGCGUUCUCGUCCCCCGUCCCAGCGACAUGUCUGCCGUUGGUGACCGGGGCUGGGAUUGGCGCGUUGGUUUGCCCGAGUCGGCUAAAGGCGAGGAUAUCCUGCGCAUGCUGCGUUCUGGUCUGGCCAGGGGGUUGAGUCAUGGUGCUUUGGGGUCGUCUGUUUAG